Messenger RNA from Cynoglossus semilaevis (tongue sole), 1315 nucleotides. Its product is annotated as glycolipid transfer protein-like. The transcript is spliced from 5 exons. Gene Ontology annotation, molecular function: ceramide 1-phosphate binding; ceramide 1-phosphate transfer activity. NCBI's taxonomy places the organism in Eukaryota, Metazoa, Chordata, Actinopteri, Pleuronectiformes, Cynoglossidae. The record is from RefSeq and is a predicted model, not a curated record. Gene Ontology annotation, biological process: intermembrane lipid transfer; ceramide transport. Bases 237 to 866 code for a protein of 209 amino acids. Gene Ontology annotation, cellular component: membrane; cytoplasm; cytosol.
ACCUCAGUCGACUCUCCUGUCUGUUUGCAGUCUUUGUUAGCCGUAAUUGCACCCUGGUGUAUUAUUUCCCACCUGUUGGAGGAAGGCGGCGGUCAUAGGGGCUUGGUGACGCCUCCCAACCGUCUGACAGCGGCAUAGUUCCGGGUUUGUUUCCAGCCGAGAGCUGCUCGAUACUAACCACCGCCACCACAACUGCUACAACGGUUACUGCGGCCGCGUCUCCUGCCGCUGGCACCAUGUCUAUUUUACUGGAAGGUCGGUUCAAAGAACUUCCUCCCGACAAGUCCAUCGACACCAAAGCGUUCUUGGAUUCUGUUUCUCGCCUUCCUGCAUUCUUUGACUGCCUCGGAUCAUCUGUGUUCUCUGUCAUCAAGUCUGACAUCAACGGCAACAUAACGAAAAUUAGAAAUGUGUACGAAAAGGAUCCCGCUAAGCACGUCACCCUACGACACAUCCUGGAGGCCGAGAGGGAAGAACACAGAGGCGAGUGGCCCAAAGUCGGUGCGACAUUAGCCCUAAUGUGGCUCAAAAGGGGGCUCCGUUUUAUACAGAUCCUGUUACAGAGUUUAGCAGACGGCGAGAGAGACGAGAACAAACCCAACUACAUACACACCAACAUCAAAAAGGCCUAUGAGCAGGCGCUGAAGAGGUACCACGGCUGGGUGGUUCAAAAGGUUUUCCAGGCGGCUUUGCUCGCAGCUCCGUAUAGAUCAAACUUCCUCAAGGCUCUGUCAAACGGAGAGGAAACGACGGAGGACGACUGUCUGGAGAAAGUGCGUCAGUUCCUGGUCAAUUACACGGCCACCGUAGACGCCAUCUACGAGAUGUACACACACCUGAACGCAGAGCUGGACUACACUGUUUAACCUCGGACUCUAUGGAAGUAAAGUUUAAAAAAAAAAACCCUCUGGUGUCUCUCUGAAGCGUCAGACUGACCCAGUUUUUAAAGAAUGUUUUUAAAAGAAUUGUUUUAAUUUAUUUAUAAAUAACGCUACUGUAAGAAAUGUUUUGUUUAAAGAGUGACUCUGACAGAAUAAUCAUUUUCUUGUGUGUUGUUUCUCGUUCUUGUUACAAUUGUACAAUUGGGGCGGUUAAGGAUGUGGACUUGUGUUCGGAAGGUCGCAGGUUUGAAUCCACGAUGGGUUUAACGCAGAGGGUUUCGUUGCUUCACGAUGGAAAUAAUUCACUUUCACUAAUCGUUGAUGGAUUCUCAGUGACUGAGGAGGAAAAUACUUGACUGUAAACAGCAUUCUGGGUAAUAGUUACAUGACUGUGUUUUGAAUGUAGACGUAUUAAUACAUUUCUGACACUUUUU